CUCCUUAGUACAGGACAAGUUGCUCAAACAACGUCAUGACCUACAAAUCAGAGCGCAACCCACGACAACAUCUUUGAGGGAUAAAUCUACUAAAGAAUAAUAUCUAGAGUCUCCUCAAAUCAUAGCAAGAAAUAUUCAAAACUCUCCAACACACUUAUCUCAGGACUUGGAAAUACUUAACAACUCGAUUACGCAAUACACCCUCGUCUUAUUUUCACACUCAAAGCCCGAGCCUGAUUGUCGCAUUACCGCCACCAAUCCCCAAAUAUCCAAUUAUGGAUCAGAUGAUGGGAAAUGGAGAGGGAGGAAUAGGGGGACAGGCUGGAUUUCCGCUAGAAACUUGGUUCUGGGAAAUGCCGGUUUGUACUAGAUGGUGGACGACGGCUACGGUGAUUACGAGCGCGCUGGUUCAAUGCCAAAUCGUUACCCCGUUUCAGUUAUUCUAUAGCUUUAGAGCUGUUUUUGUUAAAUCGCAGGUAGGCUUCUCCCUCUUUGCUGCGCAUUCGAAUUCCAUGUUGAGAGCUUCGCUGAUUUCAUAUACCAGUAUUGGCGCCUCCUAACGACGUUUAUAUACUUUGGUCCUCUAUCCCUAGAUCUUGUUUUUCAUGUCUUCUUCCUCACCAGAUACUCGCGACUCCUUGAAGAAUCAUCCGGACGAUCAGCGGCGCAAUUUUCAUGGCUACUUCUUUACGCAACAACAUGUCUCAUCCUUAUAAGUCCUUUAGUUUCAAUGCCAUUCCUAGGACACCCCUUAUCCUCGACUCUUGUAUAUAUUUGGUCGAGAAGGAAUCCUGAUACACAAUUAAGUUUUCUCGGAUUACUAGUUUUCACGGCUCCAUAUUUACCUUGGGUCUUGAUGGGUUUCAGUUUGGUUCUGCAUGGGACAGUGCCAAAGGAUGAGAUGAUGGGAGUUGUUAUUGGCCAUAUUUGGUAUUUCUUCAACGAUGUUUAUCCACCUCUACACAAUGGACACCGUCCAUUUGAUCCGCCAAUGCUCUGGAGAAGAUUGUUCGAGAGACAGCCAAGGGAGGAAACGGCCGAUGCGAUUAACAACGAUAUCGCAAUGGCCGCAGCACCAGCGCCGGAAGUCAGAUAGGAAAAACAUCAAAGAUCAUGUGGAUUAAAUUGCAUUGGAAGGCGUUUGGUAAUUAAGAAGAAAUUGGGAGCGAACAAUUAGCCUUAGCUGGCACAUCGUUAAGUCCGGCUGGAUAGGUUUGGUAGAUGGGCUGGCAGCGAUGUGCUCUAUUCGUAUGUUAUAUUCUUGCGCCGAGGCUUCAAGGAUAUCUGAUCAUAUU
Molecule: messenger RNA, 1295 nt
Organism: Sclerotinia trifoliorum
Lineage: Eukaryota; Fungi; Ascomycota; Leotiomycetes; Helotiales; Sclerotiniaceae
Source: the annotation of a GenBank genome assembly